AAAAACAAUUGUGAAAAAAAUGAAAAAACACUCCUGCUUCCAAAUCGCCAUUCAUGUGCUUGAGAUCUCUCUCCCUCCACACCAUCUCAUCAUCAUCAUCAGAUCUACACUCUCUUCUUCACUGAAUUUUCUCCAGUAAAUACCCAAAUCUGACUUGUGUAUUGAAUUCAAACCAGUUCUCGAUUCUCUCUCUCCUAAUUUUGUUUCCUCUCCUGGGACAAGAAUGGCGCAGCAACAGUUUCUUCACCAACGUCCCAUCCAAAACCCAUUCUCUUCCUCAAAAUCUUCCCUCUCAAACCGUCCAAUCUCCCUCCUCAGCCGCAACGGCCUCCUCCUCCUUCUCGCUCUCCUAGUCAUCCUUGGCGUAUUCGUACCCUGGGCUGGAUCUCCCUUAUUCCCCUCUCCAAACACACUCUCUCCUGCUCAAUCCAAAUGGCGCCAAUAUUCCCUCGCUGAAGCAGUUAAAUUCGUAGCUAAGAACAGGACAGUGAUCGUCUGCGCCGUGAGCUAUCCUUACUUGCCUUUCCUCAACAACUGGCUGAUCAGCGUCUCCAGGCAGAACCAUCAAGACAAAGUCCUCGUCAUCGCUGAGGAUUACGCUACUCUCUACAAGGUUAACGAGAGAUGGCCUGGUCACGCCGUUCUCAUCCCUCCCGCGCUUGAUUCUCAGACCGCUCACAAGUUCGGCUCUCAGGGUUUCUUCAAUUUCACAUCCAGGAGGCCGCAGCAUCUCUUGCAAAUAUUGGAGUUAGGUUACAGUGUUAUGUACAACGAUGUUGAUAUGGUCUGGCUCCAAGAUCCUUUCAAGUAUUUGGAAGGAAGGCAUGAUGCUUACUUCGAGGAUGACAUGACUGCAAUUAAGCCGUUGGAUCAUUCUCAUGACUUACCACCUCCGGGUAAAAAAGGAAGGCCUUAUAUAUGUAGCUGCAUGAUUUUCUUGCGCCCCACUAGUGGCGCAAAGCUUCUGAUGAAGAAGUGGAUUGAGGAAAUGCAAGACCAACCUUGGUCCAGAGCAAAGAAAGCAAACGAUCAGCCUGCUUUUAACUGGGCUCUUAUGAAAAAUGCUCACCAGGUGGAUCUCUACUUGCUUCCUCAGGCAGCAUUCCCAACUGGAGGAUUAUAUUUCAAGAACAAGACAUGGGUAAAGGAGACAAAGGGGAAGCAUGUGAUAAUCCACAAUAACUACAUUCUGGGUUUCGAGAAGAAGACCAAACGUUUCCGUGACUAUGGUCUAUGGUUAGUGGAUGAUCAUGCUCUUGAAUCCCCAUUAGGAAAAUUAGACUAAAUUCAUAUGACAGAAAUAUAUUGUUUUGGUCGCUCCCUCUUUUAUUGUUUUUAGGCUGUGGAGUAUAAAGGUAUACACAUUAUGUAUUGCUAUAAUUGACAUUUGAGUCUGGCAUUUCUAUGAUUAAUUACUUCAUUCAAGUCUGGCGAUGGCAUUUUUGCUGUGGUCAACUAUAACUAAGGUUGCAGUGAGGAGAAUCAAAUCCGGAUUAUGGAUUAUUUUACACGUUUUAACGGCUAAAUUAGUAAAACAAUAUUAUCUACGGAUAUUAUUGGAUUGGUGCACUAAUGGACUGUAAAAAUCAAUUUAUAGAAAAUUUUUGGUGUUAAAA
Molecule: messenger RNA, 1616 nt
Organism: Eruca vesicaria subsp. sativa (arugula)
Lineage: Eukaryota; Viridiplantae; Streptophyta; Magnoliopsida; Brassicales; Brassicaceae
Source: the annotation of a GenBank genome assembly